This is a messenger RNA of Fraxinus pennsylvanica, 1620 nucleotides long. The record is from the annotation of a GenBank genome assembly. NCBI's taxonomy places the organism in Eukaryota, Viridiplantae, Streptophyta, Magnoliopsida, Lamiales, Oleaceae.
AUGGCUACCCUUUCUUAUCAAUUGUAUCUGGGUUUCAUAAUUACAAUUCAUUUGGGAAUUUUCUUGUUUUUGACAUCAUCAGUCGCCGCUGCCGGUGGUGAUUCAUCAGGCUCCGCCUCCGGCAAUGCUUCUAGCUCCUGCAGCAACCCCCACAUAAUGGUUAAGGUCAAGAUAUGGGUCAAUGGAGCUGAGAAGGAACCAGUGGGUGGGUUAAGUGCGGCAUUUGGCUCUAUUUUUCCCACCCACAUUAAAGAAGCCCACAGAUUGCCAGCUACAUUUUCAAAACCCUUAAAUAGCUGUACAGCUUCAUCUUCUAAGUUAUCAGGUUCUUUUGCAUUAGCUCAACGUGGUGAUUGUGAUUUCAUAACUAAGGCUAAAGUUGCAGAAGCAGGAGGAGCAGCAGGACUAGUGGUGAUAAAUGAUGGUGAAGGUCUUUUGGAGAUGAAUUGUGUUGGGAAUGAUACUGAUCUGAACAUUACCAUUCCUGUUGUCAUGAUUUCAAAGUCAGGAGGAGACGAAAUAGACAAAGCCAUGGAUCGUAGGGAGAAAGUGGAACUUUUGUUAUAUUCUCCAGAUCGCCCUAUUGUUGACUUCUCAGUGACAUUCUUGUGGCUAAUGUCUGUUGGGACAGUAGUUUGUGCGUCGCUUUGGUCUGAAUUUACUGUAUCGGAUCAAAGUGAUGAGCCGUAUGAUGAACUCUCACCAAAGGUAUCAUCCAAUGCAAUAGCUGCGAAGGAUGAUGAAGAAAUCCUGCAUAUAAGUACAAAAAGUGCUAUAGUUUUUGUGAUAACAGCAUCAACUUUUCUGGUGCUGCUUUACCUAUUUAUGUCAUCUUGGUUUGUCUGGCUGCUUAUUGGACUUUUCUGCAUCGGUGGUGUUGAGGGAAUGCAUACUUGCAUAGUAUCUUUGGUGUUGAGCAAAUGCAAAAAUUGUGGACAAAGGACUUUGAAUUUGCCACUUCUGGGGGAGGUUUCCAUUCUGUCUUUUGUAGUCUUGAUAUUCUGUGUGGUAUUUGCUGUUGUGUGGGCUGCAAAUAGGAAGGCAUCUUACUCUUGGGUUGGCCAAGACAUCCUUGGUAUUUGUUUGAUGAUAACUGUCUUGCAAUUGGCUCAAUUACCAAACAUUAAGGUUGCUACAGUACUUCUGUGUUGUGCAUUUCUUUACGACAUCUUUUGGGUCUUCCUAUCUCCUUUUAUAUUCCAUGACAGCGUUAUGAUUGAGGUUGCUAAAGGUAGUAAAAGUGGUGGAGAAUCCAUCCCAAUGCUUCUGAGAGUUCCUCGAACUUCUGAUCCUUGGAAUGGUUAUGACAUGAUAGGCUUUGGGGACAUUCUAUUCCCUGGUUUGCUAGUAUCUUUUGCAAAUAGAUUCGACAAAGCAAAUAAGAAGGGGAGACUAAAUGGGUACUUCCUUUGGCUGACAGUUGGCUAUGGUGUUGGUCUAUUUUUCACAUACCUAGGCCUGUAUCUAAUGAAUGGGCAUGGACAGCCCGCUCUCCUCUAUCUUGUUCCAUGUACACUAGGACUUUGUGUCAUAUUGGGUUUGGUUAGACAUGAGCUGAAACAACUUUGGAGUUUCGGUGCUAAGUCACCAGAACUCAACCCAACUACUGGACAGGCUUGA